Molecule: messenger RNA, 2199 nt
Organism: Eutrema salsugineum
Lineage: Eukaryota; Viridiplantae; Streptophyta; Magnoliopsida; Brassicales; Brassicaceae
Product: phosphate transporter PHO1 homolog 4
Exons: 11
Coding region: 1-2199 (732 amino acids)
Biological process (GO): phosphate ion transport; cellular response to phosphate starvation
Cellular component (GO): plasma membrane; trans-Golgi network; Golgi apparatus
Molecular function (GO): inositol hexakisphosphate binding
Source: RefSeq, a predicted model, not a curated record
AUGAGAUUCGGGAAAGAGUUUGUGUCUCAGAUGAUCCCAGAAUGGCAAGAAGCUUACAUAGAUUACGCUUACCUCAAAACGAUUCUUCAAGACAUCCAAGCUUCUCGAAACAUUUCAGAUCCCAACAGCCAGAACAACAAACCUUCCUUCGCACGCAACCUAACUAGACGGUACAACCGCGACGCCUCGGUCUCUGAUAAUCACGGCAUUGUGGUCAACACUGUGACUCGGGAGCUCGAGACGACUUACGAGACGGUGUUUUUGAAGGCUGGAGACUCUGAGGUUGCCUUCUUUAGAACCCUAGAUCGAGAAUUCAACAAAGUGAAUAGCUUUUACAGGUUGAAAGUGGACAGAGCGAGGAACGAGGCUCUGUCUCUGUCCAAACAGUUGGAUGCUUUGAUUGCUUUCAGACUCAAAGUUAUGGAGAUGAACCAUUCUCUCUCUGACUCAGUCUCUGUAGACAUCAAUACCUUAGCUUCUAAGAUUGGAUCAUCUUCCAAGCCUGGAGAACACAGAGUGGCAUUAGGAGAUCUGAUAAGAAACGAGGAAACAGGGAAUAAGAAUAUUCUUGAGCGCAUCAGGAUGAACAAAACGCGGGAAACUCCUCUGUCCGCCAUUAAAACAAUACUCAAGGUCCAGAAGCAGGAAGAGCUCAAAUUCACAAAAGAUAAUCUCAAGAAAGCCGAGGACCUACUUCAAAUAGCGUUCAUCGAGUUCUAUCAGAAGCUUCGGUAUGUUAAGAAUUACAGCUUCUUGAACACUUUGGCGAUUUCCAAGAUAAUGAAGAAGUAUGAUAAGACAGCCGCAAGAAAUGCUUCGAAACUGUACAUGGAAAUGGUGGAUAGCUCUUACCUCACUAGCUCCGAUGAAGUUCAUAAGCUGAUGCUAAGAGUUGAAUCUAGUCUCAUUGAACAUUUUUGCAAUUCAAACCGGAGCCAAGGGAUGAACCUCUUAAGACCAAAAGUGAACAAAGAACGUCAUGGAAUCACAUUUUCCACUGGCUUCUUUUUCGGCUGCGCUAUUUCUCUCAUUGUAGCUCUUGCUUUGAUCAUCCAUGCCCGUAAUAUCUUGGGCACACCGGGACAAAGAACUUACAUGGAAACAAUGUUCCCUCUUUACAGGUUCUUUGGGUUUGUAGUUUUGCACAUGAUCAUGUACGCUGCUAAUAUCUACUUCUGGAGGCGAUACCGUGUGAAUUACUCCUUCAUCUUUGGAUUCAAACAAGGCACUGAACUUGGUUACAGACAUGUUCUACUUCUCAGCUUUGGUCUUGGUACACUUUCUUUGUGUGCUGUCUUAUUAAACCUUGACAUGGAAAUGGAUUCUCAAACAAAAGACUACAGAACAUUCACUGAACUUAUUCCACUAUUUCUCCUCGCCCUAGUGAUGGCCAUUACUCUUUGCCCCUUUAACAUUUUGAACCGUUCAAGCCGAUUCUUCUUCCUCGCGGUUCUGUUUCGCUGCAUUGCUGCACCAUUUUGCACGGUGAAUCUUCCGGACUUUUUCUUGGCAGAUCAACUAACAAGCCAGGUUCAAGCAUUCAGGAGUCUAGAGUUUUACAUAUGCUACUAUGGAUUUGGAGAUUUCAGACAAAGAAGAGUAAACACCUGCAGAUCAAACGAUGUAUUCACAACAUUCUACUUCAUUGUAGCUGUUAUACCUUACUGGUUACGAUUUCUUCAAUGCAUCCGAAGAUUAAUCGAAGACAAAGAUCCGGGUCAUGGGUACAAUGCCAUUAAGUAUCUCUUGACCAUCGUCGCUGCUUGUCUUAGAACAGCUUUUACUCUUAACAGAGGAGUUACCUGGAACAUCACAGCUUGGGUUUUCUCAGGAGUUGCAACUCUUUACGCAACUUAUUGGGACAUUGUUGUUGACUGGGGAUUGCUUCAAAGAGGAUGUAAAAACACUUUCUUAAGAGAGAAGCUUCUUGUUCCUCACAAAACCGUGUACUACGCUGCAAUGGUCCUGAAUGUUUUAUUGAGGUUAGUGUGGUUACAAACAGUUUUGGAUCUGAAAUUUUCCUUCUUACAUAGAGAAACUCUUGUCGCGCUUCUGGCUUGCCUCGAGAUCAUACGAAGGGGGAUAUGGAACUUCUUCAGGCUGGAGAAUGAGCAUUUGAACAACGUUGGGAAGUUCAGGGCGUUCAAAUCUGUCCCUUUACCGUUCAACUACCAGGAAGAUGUUGAUCAAGACAAUUAG